AUGCAGGCUCUACUCCCUUUGCUGGUCUUUCUCUUGCUGCCUGAAGCUGGAGCGGAAGAGAUUAUCGGUGGCAUUGAGUCCACUCCACAUUCUCGCCCCUACAUGGCCCAUCUGGAAAUUGUUUCUGACCGUGGUCUUGGCUUCUGUGGUGGGUUUCUCAUAAGUGAACAAUUCGUGAUGACAGCUGCUCAUUGUAAAGGAAGGCAUAUUACUGUCACCCUUGGAGCUCAUGACAUGAAAAAGGAAGAACCCACAUGGCAGAAAAUAGAAGUCACAGAACAAUUCGCUCACCCAAAGUACAACCCUUUUACCCAUCUCAAUGACAUCAUGUUACUGAAGCUACAAACAAAAGCCAAGAUGACUCCUGCCGUGGGGACAAUUCCUCUGCCCACCAAGUCUACCUUUAUACCACCUGGAAGAAUGUGCCGGGCUGCUGGCUGGGGGCAAACAGGAGUGACCAAGCCUUUAUCAGAUACUCUGAGAGAGGUGAAGCUGAGACUCAUGGAUAGGGAGGCCUGCAACAACUAUCUAUUUUAUAAUCACAACUUAGAAAUUUGUGUAGGCAACCCCAAGAAGAUAAGAUCAGCAUACAAGGGUGAUUCUGGGGGUCCUCUUCUGUGUGCUGGAGUAGCCCAAGGUAUUGUGUCUCAUGGACGUUUUGAUGCAAAGCCUCCUGCUGUCUUCACUCGAAUCUCCCCAUAUGUUCCCUGGAUUAAUAAAAUCUUACAAAGCAAGUAGCUGCUGAAGACCAACCAGCCUAAAAGAGAGUCUCAGAGCCAGAGCU
Tupaia belangeri chinensis (Chinese tree shrew) is the source of this 784-nucleotide messenger RNA. Its product is annotated as mast cell protease 1. Gene Ontology annotation, molecular function: serine-type endopeptidase activity. The coding region runs from base 1 to 738 and encodes 245 amino acids. Gene Ontology annotation, biological process: proteolysis. The record is from RefSeq and is a predicted model, not a curated record. The transcript has 5 exons. Gene Ontology annotation, cellular component: cytoplasm; intracellular membrane-bounded organelle. NCBI's taxonomy places the organism in Eukaryota, Metazoa, Chordata, Mammalia, Scandentia, Tupaiidae.